Messenger RNA from Torulaspora globosa, 420 nucleotides. It is a transcript of the gene VPS55, whose product is annotated as Vps55p. The record is from RefSeq and is a predicted model, not a curated record. Lineage: Eukaryota; Fungi; Ascomycota; Saccharomycetes; Saccharomycetales; Saccharomycetaceae. Gene Ontology annotation, biological process: late endosome to vacuole transport via multivesicular body sorting pathway. The coding region runs from base 1 to 420 and encodes 139 amino acids. The transcript has a single exon. Gene Ontology annotation, cellular component: Vps55/Vps68 complex; endosome.
AUGGAAUUCAAGGUAUCACCGCUUACAAAGAUUAUAUCGCUUUCGGGCUUUUUAGCUCUCGGCUUUCUUUUAGUUAUAUUAAGUUGUGCCCUCUUUCAUAACUACUAUCCAUUAUUCGAUAUUCUGAUCUUCCUGCUAGCUCCAUUGCCCAAUACUUUAUUCAGCAAAUCAGGCGCGGACAAUGCAAACUUCAUGUCUGAUGCCCCAAGCAAUGCUCAAGAUACUGGUAAUUUCUUAACUGGCGUCUUUGUCACAAGCGGAAUCGCACUACCGGUUGUCUUUUAUCACUGUCAGUUGAUUGGAGCACUAAGUUGCGUGAUGAGUACGAUUGGUGGUCUAAUUAUCUAUUCUAGUAUUGUGGUUUUCUCGUGGUUCUUCCACUCUAGUUGGGACCAAGAGGAGGAUACAUUGUUCGGUUAA